Drosophila ficusphila is the source of this 626-nucleotide messenger RNA. RefSeq lists its product as uncharacterized. The record is from RefSeq and is a predicted model, not a curated record. The transcript is spliced from 2 exons. Lineage: Eukaryota; Metazoa; Arthropoda; Insecta; Diptera; Drosophilidae. Bases 11 to 556 code for a protein of 181 amino acids.
ACAAUCCACCAUGCGGCUUAACGUGGUUUCCUUGGUGCUUCUUUAUGUUAUGCGAUCGGCGAGUUUAAGACCCAACUCAUUUGUUAUGUUUGAAAAAAUUAAAAUGGAAGCACUUGAUAACGUUUUGAACCACUUCAACAAAAAGUUCACUUUUCUGGAAACUCAAAUUUUUGGCGAAAGAAAUAGAAAUAACAAUAUCCCAAAGAAGGAUAAUAUGAAAGGAAGUCAAUUUUUAGACACACUGGUUAAACUUUGUGAAUCAGAAAGAGGGAACUCUACAAAUCCAGGUUUGGAUUUAACAGUUCGUGCAGAAAGUAUAAAAAAUAUAAAUAAUAUCAAAAAUAACAUACAACUGCCGGAAAUUAAAAUACCCCCAAUCACGGUUUUCAUCUUGAAGAAUGCUAUGAGAGCCGCUUCUCACAACACCAUUUUGCUUGAGCCUUCACAUUUAAAACCACCGUCAAGAACAAUGGAUGCGCAAAGAAAAGGAUUGGCUACGGACGUGAAUAGGUGUGUACUUAUGAAAAUCAAGGAAUUAAACGUCAUCAGACCGUGACCAAAAAUAAUAUAAAAAAAUAUCUACAUGAAAACAUUUGAAUAAAUUCCUUGGAUUAAUACUAAGAAAA